AUGGCAUAUCGCAGGUUUCCAUAUAGAUUUUUAGAAGAAGAAAUUUUAUCUCAUCGUAUAUAUAGAAUUGGCGGUAGAAAUGAGUGUGAGCCACAAAUUGAUCCUUUAAAUGGAGUAGCUAUCGGUAUGAGUUCAGCUCAUGCCAUACCACUAAACAUCUUUGAACAGCACAAGCAUUUACAAAUGAAUAUCACUGCUAUGGAUUCUACUAUGAUUCUUUAUGAUGGACAAAACAUCCGACAACACAAUUUAUUGCUUAACAUUGUUCGUAGAAACAUGGUUGACUUAACAGGUUUACCGGCUAAUGAUUUUUUCAAAUAUAAUAAGAUCACCGCUUACGGGGAUGAUAAUGUAUUAUCAUCAAACUGCUUUAAUGACAAGUGGUAUGACGCAAUGUAUUUUGCAAAAAAGGUACCUAAAACAGAAGUAGAACACGACACAUUCAAUAAUGUAGAGUUUUUAAGCGAAAUGUUAAAAAAUAUUGCUCUGACUAUAAGUAUAAAGUAUAUAAACAUUAUAAGAGAAACCCAACAAAAUUUGAUGACAUUAAAUGAGAUACUAGAAAGCAAAAAAACUUAUCUAUUAGAAUGA
Messenger RNA from Dentiscutata erythropus, 591 nucleotides. The record is from the annotation of a GenBank genome assembly. Lineage: Eukaryota; Fungi; Glomeromycota; Glomeromycetes; Diversisporales; Gigasporaceae.